Molecule: messenger RNA, 1592 nt
Organism: Hevea brasiliensis (rubber tree)
Lineage: Eukaryota; Viridiplantae; Streptophyta; Magnoliopsida; Malpighiales; Euphorbiaceae
Exons: 1
Coding region: 723-1514 (263 amino acids)
Source: RefSeq, a predicted model, not a curated record
AAUAGCCAAUCUCCCAUUAAUGGCCAGAAAUAAUACUACUAUAUGUGCGUUGAUAAUAUUAAUUAUUAAAUCCCAUUUGUUGUUAUAUGAUACCAAAAGGAAUCCAAGCAUAUAAAAUACAUGUGUAUUUUGUUGCAGGAAUCUAUUAAAUAUACUGAAGUUGAAGCUGUUUUUGUAGAGUAAAUAGAAGGUGAAGGAGGUUUCAAUGUUUGAGCGUAACUUGGGAUAUAGGCAAAAAUGGAAUUCUCAUAGUAAAAGUUUUCUUUGGAAACCAUCCUAGAGAGGGAUUCCUUGUUUUUUUUUUUUUUUUUAUAGCCUUUCGGUGCUUGAAUUCUACUUUCAUUCUCUUUAUCCUUUCUUUUUUGCACUGAUAUCUUUCAAGAAUGGAAUCGAAUUUUUCUCUGCUUCAAUCUUUUGCUUAAUUGGAAUCAUAUCCUUAUCCUUGGAUGUUGGAAGCAGAUGCUCUUAUAGCUUAGACAAAAAGCAAAAUCUAAAGCUGCAAUUGCUGACUUCUUAUUCUCAUUCCCAUAAUUCCUUUCCCUCUGUCACUCCCUCUCUCCUUUUUGUUUUGCUUUGCUUUCUUUUGACUCCAAAUCUCCCGCAUUUAUUGCGGUUCUUGGGUUUUUGGUCUUUUGAAAAGCUUUUGCCCGCUUUCUUGAAUUCACGUAAUGUGCUAGAGUAGUUCUUGUCUCUGUUGAUAAGAGUGUUCCCAAGCUGCAAACAUGGCUAUAGAUGUCUGCUCAGAGAUUUCAAGCGCUGGAAUUAGUCCAAGAAUUUCAUUCUCCCAUGAUCUCAACGAAACUGCAGAUGCUGUAUCCAUUGAAGAUUGCCAUCCUAGAUUAGACUCAUCUCUAUUGGAUUCAGAUUUUGAUUUCUGCAUUAGCAGCAGCUUUAUCCAAGAAUUGUCUUCUGCGGAUGAGCUCUUCUCUAAUGGCAAGAUCCUUCCUAUUGAAAUCAAGAAACAGUUAGUUUCAACUAAAGAUACCGAUCAACCAAAGCCGGUCGCUUCCGGUCGUCCUGUGCAAACUACUACAGAGACUACAGAGAAGAAGAAGCUACUGAAGGAGUUCUUGUCAAUGAGUAUUGAUGCAGAUGAAAAGCCUGCAUCGAAAUCUUUUUGGCAGUUCAAGAGAAGCAAUAGUCUGAAUUGUGAAAGUUCUCGAAGUAAAGGCCUAAUUAGGUCACUACAGUUUCUUUCAAGAAGCAACUCUACAGGGUCAGCUCCAAAUCCUCCAAAACAAGCAGUGUUUUCUAAGGAAACUCCGAAACCACGUUUACAAAAACAACAUUCAGUUCCAAGCAGAAAAUCACCGGCGGCAAGUUCAGGGGCAUUCUACUCUUAUAAUUCAGGGCAGAAACAUCCGCAAUUAAGGAAGUGUGGAUCUUAUGGGAAUGGGGUUAGAAUUAAUCCUGUCUUGAACAUACCACAUCCUUACAUUUCCAGAGGAACUGUGCAUCUUUUUGGUCUUCGUUCUCUGUUCUGUAACGGUAAGGUUAAAAAGAAGAAGAGAUGAUUAUUAAGUUGAGAGUUCCAUUUAUGACUGAAUCUUUUCAAGUACAGAUUUAUUUUAGCAGUCUAUCAUUUUCAUUCA